AGAAACUUAACGUUGGAAGAAGCUUUUAGUGUUGUCACAUUGCAUCACUCUAACUAAAGACACUUACCUUUUUCUGAUAGAGCCAUUCCCUUUUCCUUCUGCUGCUGUUCUUCCUCCCUCUCUCUCUCUCUCUCUCUCUCUCUCUCUCAGUGUGUGUAGUGUGUGUUUUUAUGCUCUUUUCUUGAUCAAAAGCCUCUUCUUUUUAUAGUUUCUCUCCAUCAAGAUUGUUCCUUUACGUAAGAGAACUCUACUAGGACAAAAAGGAGUUCUUUUUAGCUUUGAGAGAGGAUGUUGUCUAGAGUGAACAGCAUGGUUUGGAUGGAAGGCGGCAAAGGAGAGGAAGAAACAUCUUCUUGGGCUCAAAACAACAAAAAUGGUGGGCUGGAAAACAAGCAAGAAUUGGAAAUUGGUGCGCUCUCCACCUUCAAGUCCAUGCUUGAAGCUGAAGGUGAAGAUUGGUACAUAUCCAACGCGGCCGCCGCCGCCGCCAGCGGCCACCAAGCCACCAUGCACGGCCACCAUCAUGACAUCUCAUUCUCACCGAGCUUCACAGAGGCAGCUGACAACAAUCAGCUGCUCCUACAGCCGGUUGAUUCUUCUGCAUCCUGUUCUCCAACAUCAGCCUCAGUUUUCAACAGUCUUGAUCCAUCUCAGCAUCAGGUAAACUACUUCUUGCAGCCCAAAUCUUUAAUCAGUUCAAUCCCAAACAACCCUUUAGAGGGAACUUUUGAUUUGGGCUGUGAAAAUGGAUAUCUUGAAGGUGCUUUGAAUAGGGCUGGUGGGAUUUUGAGUGGUGGUUUCAAUGAUUUGGGAGCUCAUUCUCAAAUGGGCACACUGAAUUUGAGCUCUAAUACUCAGUUUGGAAGUAAUAGUUUGAUUCAAUUGCCUCAAGGGAGUGGUGGAUUUGGUGGAUUUGGAUUUGGGGAGGGAUCCAUGCAGGGGAAUUCAUUGUUCUUUAAUAGGUCCAAGAUUCUUAAGCCCCUUGAUAAUUUUGCCACAAUUGGAGCACAGCCCACUCUCUUUCAGAAAAGGGCUGCCCUUAGGAAGAAUCUUGGCGGUAAUGGUGGGAGCAAUUUGGGGUCCUUGAACAUAAGGGGUGAAACAAAUCAGAUUAGCCUGAAGUCUCCAACUAGUGCAACUAAUGUAGAAGGGUAUGAUAAGAAGGGGGAGGUUAGUGAAGAGAAUGAAAGGAAAAGGAAGAACAGCAGUGGGGAUGAUGUGGAGGAUGUGAGCAUUGAUGGUUCUACUCUAAACUAUGAUUCUGAUGACCAAUUCUUGGACAAUAGUGCUGUUAAUAAAGUAGAAGAGAGUGCUAAAAAUGGAGGAAGUAGCUCGCACGCAAACAGCACUGUUACGGGCGGGGAUCAGAAGGGGAAGAAGAAGGGGCUUCCGGCAAAGAAUUUGAUGGCGGAGAGGCGCCGGAGGAAAAAGCUCAAUGAUAGACUAUACAUGUUGAGGUCAGUCGUGCCAAAAAUCAGCAAGAUGGACAGGGCUUCGAUACUAGGGGAUGCGAUUGCUUACUUAAAGGAACUUCUGCAGAAGAUCAAUGACCUCCACAAUGAACUCGAGUCCAUCCCUGGUAGCUCUUCUGUGACUCCAACCACAAGCUUCUACCCCUUGACACCUACAGCUCCAGGACUUCCCGCCCGUAUCAAAGAAGAGCUUUGCCCUAGUGCAUUUGCAAGUCCACUGUCAAGCCCCACUGGACAACCAGCACGGGUUGAGGUCAGGCUGAGAGAAGGAAGAGCCGUAAACAUCCACAUGUUCUGUGGGCGGAGACCAGGGAUACUGUUGUCCACUAUGAGGGCUAUGGAGAACCUUGGCCUAGACAUUCAGCAAGCCGUCAUUAGCUGUUUCAAUGGCUUUGCUUUGGACGUUUUCCGAGCUGAGCAAUGCGGAGAAGGCCAAGACCUUAAUCCUGAUCAGAUCAAGGCAGUACUCCUGGAUUCAGCUGGCUUUCACGGGAUGGUGUGAGUUUGUUUGUGUUAAAGCUCCGGAGGGGGUCUCAGGUUUACGUCUCACCUGCCGAUUAAUCGACCAUUGUAGUCUUUCUAUCGCCCGAAGACCACUAGUGUAUUGAAAAUCUGAUCAGAACUGGGCUGUUCAACUCUGCCAACUUAAACUUGCUUCGACAAACCAUUUCUCGUUUUUUCUUCUUCUUUUUUUCAAUUUAUUUUGAGGAAAUUGAUGUUCCCAAAGAACUGAGACUAGAAUGCUUUUGAUUUUUCAAAUUUCUAAAUAUUCUGUUCA
Sesamum indicum (sesame) is the source of this 2250-nucleotide messenger RNA. RefSeq names its product transcription factor ICE1. Gene Ontology annotation, molecular function: protein dimerization activity; sequence-specific DNA binding; DNA-binding transcription factor activity. Lineage: Eukaryota; Viridiplantae; Streptophyta; Magnoliopsida; Lamiales; Pedaliaceae. The record is from RefSeq and is a predicted model, not a curated record. Gene Ontology annotation, biological process: regulation of DNA-templated transcription. Gene Ontology annotation, cellular component: nucleus.